CGUCAAGUUACCAAAAUACAGCCUUGAGCCUCUGUUAACUGAGGCAUCACCACCAAAUUUACCAACAUGUCUCUCACAAUACCUCAGGCCUCCCAGGCUGGGCUCUUCAAGCCCGGCUACAAUAGCUACGACGCUGAAGAUGGCGCCGUCAUUCGCAAUAUCGAUGCCUGCAGAACGAUAGCUCAAACAGUACAGACUUCUCUAGGUCCCUAUGGCCGCAACAAAAUAGUCAUCAACCACCUAUCAAAAAUGGUCCUGACCUCAGACGCCGCUACCAUCCUCCGCGAACUGGACGUUGUGCACCCCGCAGCUAAAUUGUUAGUGAUGGCGAGUCAACAACAAGAGGCUGAGAUGGGCGAUGGGACGAACAUGGUCAUAGUACUGGCAGGAGAGCUGCUGAAGAAGGCAGAAGAAUUAAUACGAAUGGGGCUCAAGACCAGCGACAUCGUAUCCGGAUACGAAAAGGCACAAACGUAUGCGCUCAAAUCCCUACAAGAUCUCGAAGUCGACCGUCUUUCAGAGCUGCGCUCGGUCGAUGAACUCUGCAAAGCGCUACGCACAGUGGUCGCAGCCAAACAAUCCGGAUCAGAAGACGUCGUGUCACGAUUGAUCGCUGAAGCCGUUCUGGCAGUGCUGCCCAAGAACCCCGCCAACUUCAAUGUGGACAACAUCCGAGUGGUCAAAAUCAUGGGAGGCGACCUGUCUUCAUCAAAAGUAGUCAAGGGUAUGGUGCUCGGUCGCGAACCAGACGGCACGGUCAAGCGAGCAAAGAACGCCAAAGUCGGGGUUUUCUCAUGUCCCAUUGACACUUCACAAACGGAGACAAAAGGCACAGUUCUUCUGAAGAACGCAAAAGAGAUGAUGGAUUUCUCGAAGGGCGAAGAGACCCAGCUCGAAGCAGCCAUCAAGGAAUUAUACGACAGCGGACUGAGAGUUGUCGUGGCAGGUUCAACAAUAGGCGAGCUGGCACUGCACUACCUCAACCGUAUGGGCAUUUUAGUCAUCAAGAUCCUUUCGAAAUUCGAGCUGCGCAGACUCUGCCGUGUCUGCGGAGCCACGCCUCUCGCUCGUCUCGGAGCACCAAUGCCAGACGAGAUGGGCAGUAUCGACAUCGUCGAAACCACCGAAAUCGGCGGCGACCGGGUCACCGUUUUCCGGCAAGAGUCUGAUUCCGCCGUGACGCGCACAGCCACCAUUGUUCUCCGUGGAGCCACGCAGAACCACCUGGAUGACGUCGAGCGCGCCAUCGACGACGGCGUCAACGUGAUCAAAGCAGUCACCAAGGAUCCGCGACUUGUCCCCGGCGCAGGUGCCACCGAGAUGCAGCUUGUCGAACGCAUCGGUCACUAUGCAGACAAGACGCCCGGCUUGCCGCAGUACGCGAUCCGGAAAUACGCCGAGGCGUUCGAAGUGAUUCCACGCACACUCGCCGAGAGCGCAGGGCUCGACGCAACAGAAGUGCUCGCCCGCCUGUACACCGCACACCAACAACGCCUGAACACAAGCGAAGUCAAACGCCGCAAAGCAAAGGAAGAAAGCGACGGUGAUGAAGAAGACGAUGAGGAAGAAGAAGAAGGCACGUCAGAAGAAACAUCCGAGUCCGAGGAGCCGUACUGGACAACGGGUGUGGACCUCGAGGGCACAGACUCUACAGGCCUGCUCGAUGCUCUGGAGGAGCAGAUUCUCGAUCUCAUGGUGACCAAAAGCUGGGCUAUCCGAUUGGCGACAGAGGCGGCCAGGACAGUCUUGAGUGUCGACCAAAUCAUCGUGGCUCGGCAGGCUGGUGGGCCGAAGCCACCUGGGCCAAAUCCAAACUGGGACGAGGACUAGAGCAUAGAUUUUGUGACAAAGUGGGGAAAAAGGGUCUGUUUUAUGAAAAGAGCCAUGAUUCGCAAGGUGACCUGUCGAACUCAGGGGCGGGCGACAGCUGAUGUCAAAGGCAGAGGUACUCUGACCAGAAGCCCCACCUAAAAUGUCCGGGGUCAACCAGGGAGAUGCCUCGAGACAUAUUGGCUCUGAGGAUUUAGGGCACUUGAGGUGGGCCUCCGAACACAGCCUUAUACGAUGUUGAUGGCAAAGCACUAUCACAUCGUUCGUCGGUGCGGCGAGGUCCAGGGCCAUAGGCUACGAUAGACAGUCAGCCAGGACAAACGUUGAUAGAAGACAAGUGAAGAAAGGUGUUUAGACAAUGCAAAUUCUCGCCAAAGAAAGUU
Exophiala viscosa is the source of this 2213-nucleotide messenger RNA. RefSeq names its product T-complex protein 1 theta subunit. Gene Ontology annotation, biological process: protein folding. Gene Ontology annotation, molecular function: ATP binding; ATP hydrolysis activity; ATP-dependent protein folding chaperone. NCBI's taxonomy places the organism in Eukaryota, Fungi, Ascomycota, Eurotiomycetes, Chaetothyriales, Herpotrichiellaceae. The coding region runs from base 67 to 1830 and encodes 587 amino acids. The transcript has 2 exons. The record is from RefSeq and is a predicted model, not a curated record. Gene Ontology annotation, cellular component: chaperonin-containing T-complex.